Molecule: messenger RNA, 749 nt
Organism: Gymnodraco acuticeps
Lineage: Eukaryota; Metazoa; Chordata; Actinopteri; Perciformes; Bathydraconidae
Product: histone H2A, sperm-like
Exons: 3
Coding region: 1-471 (156 amino acids)
Cellular component (GO): nucleosome
Molecular function (GO): structural constituent of chromatin; protein heterodimerization activity; DNA binding
Source: RefSeq, a predicted model, not a curated record
AUGAUUAACUGUGAGGAGGACGAGACUAUACAGCACCUCCUCAUGGACUGCUACAGAGCUCAGGAGGUGUGGUCGCUCCUACGGGGCAUCGGUUUUAAAAGAAAAAAAAAAGGAAAGGUCAGGGCGAAGGCCAAGACUCGCUCAUCCCGUGCGGGGCUCCAGUUCCCUGUCGGCCGUGUCCACAGGCAUCUGAGGAAGGGUAACUACGCCCAUCGUGUCGGUGCCGGAGCCCCGGUGUACCUGGCCGCUGUGCUGGAGUACCUGACCGCUGAGAUCCUGGAGCUGGCUGGAAACGCCGCCCGGGACAACAAGAAGAGUCGUAUCAUCCCCCGCCACCUGCAGCUCGCCGUCCGCAACGACGAGGAGCUGAACAAGCUGCUGGGAGGAGUGACCAUCGCUCAGGGAGGCGUGCUGCCCAACAUUCAGGCUGUGCUGCUGCCCAAGAAGACCGAGAAGGCUGCCAAGAAGUGAACACCCUGAUCCCGCUUCAACAAACAACAAAGGCUCUUUUAAGAGCCACACACUUCUAUCCAGAGAGCUUUCCUUCAUCUAACACUUUUACAUUUAUUUAAUCGACGACUAUAAUGUCUUAUUUGUAGUUUCCACUACCCUGAUGUGUAAUGAUGUAUCAUGUAGUGUAACUGCUUUUUCAACACUUAUUUCUAACCUGAGAAAAUCUGGACCAUGCAUUUCCACGAUGCCAAAGCCCCCUGAUGGUCAAAACUACAAUAAAUACAUAGUACAGAUAA